Molecule: messenger RNA, 348 nt
Organism: Aspergillus aculeatus ATCC 16872
Lineage: Eukaryota; Fungi; Ascomycota; Eurotiomycetes; Eurotiales; Aspergillaceae
Exons: 2
Coding region: 1-348 (115 amino acids)
Source: RefSeq, a predicted model, not a curated record
AUGGCAAGCUUCCCGUUGCCUUACAACUUCUCCACUCCGUGCGACAACAUAGAGGUCUAUCCCCUCCAGCGCAACGACCAAAGGGUCUUGAUCGUAAUCCUCAAGUGCUGGAAAAACACCACCGACGACUGGCUUCCCGCGAUGGAAAUUCUCCGGAGGCAAUGGUGGCACCAGCGACAGGCGCACCCGCAUCUUGACCGGAAAAGAAUGGGUGGGGUCCUCAUCUCCUCGCAAAACAGCUUUCGGAUGUUCACCGAGUCCCCGGAGCUGGACUACGAGCCGCAGAUAUGGGCGGAGUUUGAGGAGGAUGUUCAGGCUUUCUUCCACGUUUUCGAUGAGAACAACUGA